Molecule: messenger RNA, 1500 nt
Organism: Colletotrichum gloeosporioides
Lineage: Eukaryota; Fungi; Ascomycota; Sordariomycetes; Glomerellales; Glomerellaceae
Product: 60S ribosomal export protein NMD3
Exons: 1
Coding region: 1-1500 (499 amino acids)
Biological process (GO): ribosomal large subunit export from nucleus
Cellular component (GO): nucleus; cytoplasm
Molecular function (GO): ribosomal large subunit binding
Source: RefSeq, a predicted model, not a curated record
AUGACGGCCGCCACGAUUCUCUGCUGCAACUGCGGCGCCCCCAUCGACGGAACCACCGCCGCCAACGCCCUCUGCUUCGACUGCAUCAAGUUGACCGUCGACAUCUCCAACGGCGUCCAGCGCGAGGCCACCCUCAACUUUUGCCGAGACUGCGACCGAUGGCUUUUGCCGCCCACCAGCUGGAUCGUCGCCGCCCCCGAAUCCCGCGAGCUUCUCGCGCUCUGCCUGAAGAAGCUCAAGGGCCUGCACAAGGUCCGCAUCAUCGACGCCUCCUUUGUGUGGACCGAGCCGCACUCGAGACGAGUAAAGGUCAAGAUCACCAUCCAGGACGAGGUCCAGAGCGGCGUUCUCCUCCAGCAGUCCUUCGAGGCCGUCUUCAUCGUUGCAUACCAACAAUGUCCCGACUGCGCAAAGUCGUACACGGCCAACGUCUGGCGCGCCUGCGUCCAGGUCAGACAAAAGGUUCUGCACAAGAGGACGUUCCUCUACCUCGAGCAGUUGAUUAUGAAGCACGGAGCGCACAAAGAUACCCUGAACAUCAAGGAGGCCAAGGACGGCAUCGACUUUUUCUUCUCCGCAAGGAAUCAGGCCGAGAAGUUUGUUGAUUUCCUCAACUCUGUCGCCCCUUGCCGCGUCAAGAAGGCGCAGGAGCUUAUUUCCCAGGAUAUCCACACGUCCACAAAGUCAUACAAGUUCACCUUCUCGGCCGAGCUUAUCCCCAUAUGCCGUGACGAUCUUGUUGCUAUGCCCAUCAAGCUGGCCAAGUCCCUGGGCAACAUUUCUCCCCUCGUCAUCUGCCACAAGAUCGGAACCGCAGUAUACCUCCUCGACACAAACACCCUCCAGACAGCAAGCAUCCCCUCAGACAUUUACUGGCGCGCGCCAUUCAACUCGCUCGCCGACGCAAAGUCGCUCGUCGAGUUCAUCGUCAUGGACAUUGAGCCGACAGGCGUCUCGAGGGGCAAGUGGCAGCUUGGCGAGGUACAAGUCAUGCGCGCGGCGGACCUGGGCGUCAACGACAAGACGUACUUCGCGAGGACGCACCUCGGCGGUCUGCUGCACGCGGGCGACUCGGUGAUGGGCUACAUGCUCACGGGCACCAACUUCAACAACCCAGAGUUCGACGCCAUCGAGGAGUCGCACGCGUACGGCUCGACGAUACCCGACGUCGUGCUCGUCAAGAAGCACUACGCGCGCAAGAGGAAGACGCGCACCCGCAACUGGAAGCUCAAGCGCAUGGCCAAGGACGAGGGCGAGCUGCUCCCCAAGAAGGCCGACCAGGAGCGCAUGGACGAGGAGUACGAGCAGUUCCUUCGCGACGUCGAGGAGGACGACGAGUUCCGCUCCACCAUGGCCAUCUACCGCGCCCAGAAGGCCAACAACCAGCCCGCCGACCCCGAUGCGAUGUCCAUCGCCGAGACGGAGGACGACGAGGAGGCGCCGAGGGUCGACAUGGAUGAGCUCCUCGACGACAUGGACGAACUCCAGAUUCAGGAUUAA